GGUUAUCGCCCUUUGAAAAUGGAAGCCGUAUGAAAGCGUGAAACACCGGCGGGAGAUCGUAUUUUGUAUUCUGGCGUUUUUACAGCCCUGAUUUUCGAAAGAAAUAAAGAAUAAUUUAUAUUAUGGUACCAUAGAGAGUUGUAAGAGCAGCAGAAUGACGUCUAUUAUAAAACUACAGCCAUUUUCUGGUGCUCACAAUGAGUCGCCACCAUGCUACAUGCUGCAGGUGGAUGAGUUUCGAUUCUUGCUGGACUGUGGCUGGGACGAGGAUUUCAGUAUGGAGUUCAUCAAAGAGAUUAAAAGACAUGCACAUCAGGUAGAUGCUAUACUGCUGACCUACCCAGAUCAUAUACACUUGGGUGCUCUCCCUUACUUAGUGGGAAAAGGAAUACUGAACUGCCCUAUAUAUGCCACCAUUCCUGUGUAUAAAAUGGGACAGAUGUUUAUGUAUGAUUUGUAUCAGUCUCGCCACAACACUGAAGAUUUCGAUGUGUUCACCCUUGAUGAUGUUGAUGUUGCUUUCGAUAAAAUAGUGCAGUUAAAAUACUCACAGACCGUAAAUUUAAAAGGAAAGGGACAUGGAAUACAGAUAACACCGUUACCAGCCGGUCACAUGUUGGGAGGGACCAUCUGGAAAAUAAUUAAAGACGGAGAGGAAGAGAUCGUGUACGCUGUGGAUUACAAUCACAAGAAAGAAAGACAUUUGAAUGGGUGUGUGUUGGAGAAUCUUUCAAGACCAUCUUUAAUGAUCACUGAUGCUUUCAAUGCUACAUAUGUCCAAUCUCGACGAAGAGCUCGGGAUGAACAGUUACUGACGACAAUUCUGCAGACAAUGAGGAAUGAUGGGAAUGUUUUAGUUGCCGUGGAUACUGCUGGUAGAAUGCUGGAGCUGGCUCAACUGUUGGACCAGAUGUGGAGAAAUUCGGAAUCGGGUCUGUCACCGUAUUCCCUCGCCUUGCUCAAUAAUGUCAGCUUUAACGUGGUGGAGUUUGCUAAAUCUCAGGUAGAGUGGAUGAGUGAUAAAAUCAUGAGGUCAUUUGAGGAGGCGCGAAACAACCCCUUCCACUUCAAACAUGUCAAGCUGUGUCACAACUUAGCUGAGCUGGCACGGAUCCCUGAGCCCAAGGUGGUUUUGGCCAGUGUUCCAGAUUUGCAGUGUGGUUUUUCUCGAGACUUGUUCCUAGCCUGGUGUGGUAGUCCUAAAAACAGCAUCAUCCUGACAAACAGAACCUCCCCAGGAACUCUAGCAAGAUGGCUGAUAGACAAUCCAGACAACAAGACUGUUACCAUGGAUAUACGAAGACGGGUGAAACUGGAGGGCGGAGAGUUAGAUGACUAUCUCCGUAAAAAGAAAGAAAAAGAGGCCGAGGAACAAAGAAUCAAGAAUGAACAGAAAAGAGAUCUGGAGGAUGAAUCGAGUGAUGAGAGUGACACAGAAAUGGAUGUUGAUAACCAGAAUGUAUCCAGCAAAGGCAAGCAUGAUCUGAUGAUGAGGAGCGAGGGUAAAAGUCGGACCGGAUUCUUCAAGCAGGCGAAGAAGUCAUACCCUAUGUUUCCGUUUACGGAGGAGAAGCUGAAAUGGGAUGAUUACGGGGAGAUCAUUAGGCCAGAAGAUUAUACCAUUCUAGAUGUACCACAAACAGACGAGGAGACUUCAGCAGAAAACGUAAAGAAACAAGAUACCUCUGUACAAGACUUGUCAGAAGUACCCACUAAGUGUGUGGCAGCGACGGUGACUCUGGACAUUAAUGCGAACAUCCAGUACAUUGACUUUGAAGGACGUUCUGAUGGCGAAUCCAUUAAGAAAAUCCUCUCUCAGAUUAAACCAAGACAAUUGAUAUUGGUGCGAGCUAUGACGGAGGCCACGGAAGCCCUGUCAGAGUACUGCAGAAAAAAUGAGGGGGUGGUUCAGGGCAAGAUCUUCCUCCCAACUAUAGGUGAAGUCGUGGAUGUUACGCGGGAAAGCCACAUCUUCCAGGUCAGACUCAGGGACUAUAUGGUGUCUGCACUGAAUUUUGCCAAGGCCAAGGAGACCGAGCUGGCCUGGAUCGACGGUCAGUUAGACAUGAGUCAUGGGAAAGUGGACACUGGGGCCAUGUACGAGACAGAGGAAGGGGAGGUCACUGAUGAAAAGUCACGGAAACGACUAGAUGGCACAUUGGACGGCGACGAGGACCCAAUGGAGGUUGUACCAACAGUGGAGGCUCUUACACACUAUCAGCAUCUUGGACAUAAAGCUGUGUUUAUCAAUGAACCGAAGCUCUCGGACUUCAAACUUGUGCUGCUUCAAGAAGGGAUUCAGGCGGAGUUCAUUGCUGGUGUGCUGAUCUGUAACAAUAACGUGGCUGUUAGAAGGAAUGAAGCUGGAAGGAUACAACUGGAAGGAACUAUAUGUGAGGACUUCUUUAAAAUCCGACACAUUCUGUAUAAUCAAUACGCCAUUGUGUGACAGACUUGGCAAAUUCUGUAUAAUCAAUAUGCCAUUGUGUGAAAGACUUAUGAAUUGUUAAAAUCUGACACAUUUUGUAAACUGUAAACCAAUUUUUAUUUGUGGCUACUUUAUUUCGUGAUUCAUCUGUGGUAAACUGGUUCACGGCAAGUAAUUUUCGUGAUUGAGCCUUUGUUCUUGCUAAUGUCGCGAAAUUUUCUGACACACAAAUAAAAGUUGGUUUACAGUGAUCAAUAUGCCAUUGUGUGACAGACUUGUGAAAUGGUGGGAUAUCUCCUGCAAGUGAAACAUGCUGUGAGUCAUUCCAUGUGACUAUAGAUAUUAUGUGACUACAGAUAUCAUGUGACUAGAGAUGUCAUUUGACUACAGAUACCGUGUGACUACAGAUAUGAGGAUAUUCAUUGUAAUUGGAUCUGGUUUCUGUCUGAUUGCUUCAUGUGUAAUUUCUAUUUUUGAGAAAAUGCACUUACUAAAGCAUUUCAUCAUCACCCAUACUUCAGAGUGUAUGGUUUAUCAUUUUUUUUCUCUAAGCAUUAUCAUUUUUCAAACAUGUGUUUGUAUUUAACUGUCCUUAGUUUGUAAGAAUAAAUAUUAAAAGAAAA
Messenger RNA from Ostrea edulis (European flat oyster), 3051 nucleotides. Its product is annotated as cleavage and polyadenylation specificity factor subunit 2-like. Gene Ontology annotation, molecular function: RNA binding. Gene Ontology annotation, cellular component: mRNA cleavage and polyadenylation specificity factor complex. The record is from RefSeq and is a predicted model, not a curated record. NCBI's taxonomy places the organism in Eukaryota, Metazoa, Mollusca, Bivalvia, Ostreida, Ostreidae. The transcript is spliced from 20 exons. The coding region runs from base 155 to 2449 and encodes 764 amino acids. Gene Ontology annotation, biological process: mRNA 3'-end processing by stem-loop binding and cleavage.